This is a messenger RNA of Antechinus flavipes (yellow-footed antechinus), 7110 nucleotides long. RefSeq names its product ADAM metallopeptidase domain 33 (gene ADAM33). The record is from RefSeq and is a predicted model, not a curated record. NCBI's taxonomy places the organism in Eukaryota, Metazoa, Chordata, Mammalia, Dasyuromorphia, Dasyuridae. Gene Ontology annotation, biological process: proteolysis. Gene Ontology annotation, molecular function: metalloendopeptidase activity.
AAGCGGGGGCCGAGGCGUUGGAGUUGGACAGGCAUGGGCUGGGGCUCGGACCGGGCCUUGGGCUCGCCGGGCCCUGGGACAGCCCGCUGGCCCCCGGGACUCCUCCUCCUCCUCCUCUUCCUUCCGCUGGGGACCGGGACUCGGGUUCGAGAGCCUAGAGGACUUCCCCUUGGAGAGCCAGUCACCCCCCAUUGGGUGCUGGGCAGCCGGAGCCGUCGGGAGAUCACCACAGAAGAGACGAUCAGAAGUCCAGAUGAGGCCUUAUUGUCGGUGAGGGCUGAAGGCAAGGAACUCCUCCUCUCCCUGAAGAAAAACCGCUGGCUGCUGGCUCAGGGUUACACAGAAACCCACUAUGGUCCAGAUGGGCAGCCGGUGACUUUGGCUCCCAACCAUACGGACCACUGCUACUACCAUGGCCACGUGCAAGGAUUCCCCGACUCCUGGGUGGCCCUCAGCUCCUGCUCCGGGAUCAGCGGGCUGAUAGUACUCAGCACCAACAGCAGCUACUACGUGCAACCUCCACGGAGUCCAGCGUUUGGUCCUCCUGGCCCCCACCGCCUCUUCCGGACCGAGCAGCUGCCCAGCGAGGAUGGGACUUGUGGCCACGGGCUACCUGGCACUUUAGGCCUGGCACGCAUCCUCCGCCGAAAACGAGCCCCCAGGGUGAGACGCGAUUCGAAGCGGGCCCUGAAGUACCUGGAGCUGUUCAUAGUGGCAGAUCACGCUUUGUAUCUUAGACAGCAGAGGGAUCUGGGUCGUACCAAGCAGCGACUCCUCGAGAUAGCCAACUACGUGGACAAGUUUUACAGGUCCCUCAACAUCAAGGUGGCGCUGACUGGCCUGGAGGUAUGGACGGAACGAGACCAGAGUCGCGUCACUGGAGAUGCGAACGCCACCCUCUGGGCCUUCCUGCAGUGGCGCCGGGGGCUACGGUCCCGGCGGCCCCACGACACCGCCCAGCUCCUCACGGGUCGCACUUUUCAGGGUACCACCAUUGGCAUGGCGCCCUUGGAGGGCAUGUGUAGCGCCGAUAACUCCGGGGGAGUGAGUGCGGACCACUCAGAGUUGCCCAUUGGCGCAGCGGCCACCAUGGCCCAUGAGAUUGGCCACAGCUUUGGGAUGAGCCACGAUGAGGAUGGCUGCUGUUCAGAGGCCUUGCCAGAGGAGGGGGGCUGUGUGAUGGCCGCAGCUACUGGCCACCCGUUUCCACGCGUGUUCAGCACCUGUAGCCGCCAGCAGCUCCUCCACUUCUUCCAAAAAGGAGGGGGGAUGUGCCUCUUCAACCCUCCGGACCCUCGGUUGCUGGUGCUGGGAGGCCGCUGUGGGAAUGGCUUCCUGGAAGAUGGGGAGGAGUGUGAUUGUGGGGACGUUGGGGAGUGCACUGACCCCUGUUGCCAUGCCCACAACUGUACACUUCGAGAGGGAGUCCAGUGUGCAGGGGACUGCUGUGCCCAUUGCUCGCUGAAGCCAGCGGGGACAUUGUGCCGAGAAAGAGCUGGGGACUGUGACCUUCCUGAGUUCUGCACCGGAACCUCUCCCCACUGUCCAGCCAACGUCUACCUCCUCGAUGGCUCCCCUUGUGCAGGGGGCACCGCCUACUGCCGAGAUGGCAUGUGUCCCACCCAUGAGGGGCAAUGCCAACAGCUCUGGGGGCCUGGUGCCCACCCAGCCCCUGAUGCCUGUUUCCAGGAUGUAAACUCAGCCGGGGAUCCCUAUGGGAACUGUGGUCAGGACAGUGAAGGCCACUAUGUCCCGUGUAAUCGGAGGGAUGCCAAGUGUGGGAAGCUUCAGUGCCAGAGUGGGGCAGACAAGCCCCGGGGACCACACACCGUUUCCAUGGAGACCACCAUCCGUUUGGGGGGCAGAGAGGUGACAUGCCGAGGAGCCUUCAUGUACCGUUUACCCCGACCUGACUCCUCUGCUGACUUGCCAGACCCUGGUCUUGUGCUGCCUGGUACUAAGUGUGGAGAUGGCAUGGUAUGUCACGAUCGAAGAUGCCAGAACGCGUCCUUCCCUGACCUUCAGAGGUGCCUGGACACAUGCCAUGGCCAUGGGGUCUGUAACAGCAAUAGGAACUGCCACUGUGACCCAGGCUGGGACCCCCCAACUUGUGAGAAGCCGGGGCUGGGGGGCAGUGUGGAUAGUGGUCCCGUGCAGCAUGACAGCCAUGAUGCUGUUCUGCAGGCCCUGCUCCUUGUAUUGAUGCUGUUCCUGCUUCCCAGUGCUGGACUGGCUCUCUACUACUAUCGUUUCCCAAACUCCCUGUUGCACCAAGGCCUUCGAGGGCUGAGGAAAGGACAAGAGAGCUGCCGGUACCGGACAAGGACCACCAGAAGUUCUAGGAGCGGAGCCCAAUCGGGCUUAAUUUUGCAGAACCUACCACUACGUCAGCCUAAUCGCCCAGCUCCAGGAGUAUCGCAGCAGGGAGCGCGGGGGCCUCUCUCCCCGAAACCCGGACCCUCCCAGCCAAUCAACGUGGUUCGCCCCCUGCGCCCCAACCCUCCCAAACCCCGCGACUCCCGCCCGGCACGCCCGCCACCACCCCGGAGUCAGUCCCCGAGACCUGGCUUUCCCCAAAGGGUCCCGGGGGAUAGAGGGGACCGAGAAGAUGGGACCCGCCGCCUGCUGCCCCCCAAGAGACCCCUUCCCGUCAGCCCCGCUCGGGGCACUAAGACCCAGCUAAAGAAGGAUCCCCCGAGCCGACCCCUGCCCGGGGACCCCGUCCUGGUCAAACAGCCGCCGCGAGGUCCCCGCCUCCUGGUCAUGGUGCAGCCAGUCCCGCUCGGUCUCCUCGGCCUGGCCCCGGGAAAAGCUCUCUAACUUUUAAGAAAUGACCGGACCAGGUCCUCCCAGGAACUGCUGUCCUGAGGGCAUGGCACAAGACCCUGCCUCCCCAGGUGUGGGGGACCGUUGGGGACCGCCAUCAACACCUCCCUUCGUGCCUCAGUUUCUCCACCUGAGACUAUCUUGCAGACCCACGUCUUGGCCUGGGGCGAAGAUGCCUGGGCAGGGGAGGCGGGGAGGAGGAGAAGAGGAACGGGUUCCUCGACACCCUUGCCUUGCCUUUCCUUCCGCUUGGAUGACCCGAGGCGGGUCAACGUCUCUUGGUCCUGGGUCUGAGGGACUGAACCAUAUUUGUCACCAACCUACCUCAGAAAUGGCCCGGUGCCAGCCCAGUGCCAGACAGAUGGAGAGGACUGAGAGGAGCUUGGGUGUGGAGUAGCGUGGGGGGGCUUUAAGGAGACACUGGUGUUUGAAACACAGACGUUUACAUGGAUUUGCCUCUGUUUUCCCUUUUUGCCAUCGGCUAGAACUGUGGGAGGAGAAGCUAAAACUCUAAGAUUUUCCUGCGGUCGUUCUAAAUUUAGGCCUCAGUUUCUGAACUUGUUCACUUAGAAAAUAACCCGUUCUCUUCUCUCUCGAAUGGAAGUCGGGAAGAGGGCAAAGAGAGGGGAGUUUACACCAAGCCAGACCAGCAGAGGGCGAUGAGGACCUACUGUGCACACCUAUGUCAGAUUAUGUUACAAUGCUGGGAGGAAUCAUUUAGAAAUAUGACAGAGGAAUUAAAACCCAGCAAAGGGUAGGACUUAACUCAAAAUUGCCCAGUUAAUAAAUAGCAGAACUGGAAUUCAAACUCAGGUCCUCUGACUUUAAAUCCAGGUUUCUUACCACACAGUGCCUCCUCUCUCAGGACAUCCCCUCCUCAGCAACCAGUUUAUCCUUGGGAUGGAAGAAGAGGAGCCUUAGGAGAGAUACCAGAUGAGUGGGAUUUGGGGCCUUCCAUACUCUGGGGAACUGGGCUGUAGAAUCAUAGAAUCCCAGAGCUGGAAGGAACAUCAGAGGGCACCCGCCCAAUUUCUACUAUCUCUUCUACAAUAGCCUAGAAAUAUAUAUGUCUGCCUCCAUUUGAACGCUUUCAGUGAUAGGACGCUCGCUGCAUUGAUUCGCUUCCCAAUCCAUUGCUCUGCUUCUAUUGUCUGUUUUCUAUGAGUUCCAUAGCCUGAUUUCUUUUCACUCAUAUGAGAUCUUGGCUUUGUAUGGUAACAAUUCCAUGGCAAGCUCCCCAUGAGUCAGUUUAAAGUAAAUCCCUUUCUAGAUCUCUGUGAAAUUCAGGCAGUCAUGACUUUAUCAGAGGGUUUAUCUGGAGUCAGUGUGGGAGAUUCUUUAAUCAGAGUUCCUGAGCAUCCUAAGAACCCCUGACAUAGGAGUUCAACACUUCCCUGUCUGAUACUGAACAAUAGACUCAUUACACGAGCAGCCUCCUUUUGCACUCCUUGGCCUACUAGCUCUUAGACUGCAAAGUAGGGGCCCUUUCAGAGUGAGAUUAGAAAUGCUGGGGAAAUACACUUUAGGGUACCUCCACCUUGAACAUUAUAUAUUUGACUGCUUUUGGAGAGCAGUGUGAAAAGAGCCUAGGUCUGUGGAUCAUGGGACCUGGUUUUAUCUCCAAGACUGAUUGUGUUGUCCUGGGAAAUCCUUUCCUUCUCUCAAUUCAAGACAACAAAUAUUUAUUAAAUAUCUACUAUGUGUUCCAAUCUAAGCACUAAGGGAACCCAAAGAUUGAAAAAAGGGGAGGAGAACAAAUCCUGCUUUUAAGAAGUUUACAAAUCUCUGUACCUCAGUUUCUUCAUCUGUAAAAUAGUUUUAAAUUCCUGCACUGUAUAACUUAGUUGGUGAAAGGAAUAAAUGAAAUAAUGGAUGGUAAAGUAAGUGCUAAGGGCUUUUUGUGUACUGCUAAUAUUAAAUAACAAGUCAUAGCAGGUAGAUGUCAAGGUGGAGAGAAUACCAGGCCUGGAGGCAAGAAAUUCAAAUCUGGCCUCAGACACUUCCUAGCUGUGUGUCUCUGGGCAAGUCACUUAACCCAGUUUGCCUCAGUUUUUUCAUUUGUAAAAUGAGCUGAAGAAGAACAUCACGCCAGUAUCUUUGUCAAGAAACCAUCAAAUGGAGUCAUGAAGAAUUGGACAUAACUGAACAACUAUAGAGAACUUCAAUGAUAAAUCACUAUCCCAUCCAUUAUCUCACUUUUUUUCUUUCUCAAUUCUAGAGAAAGGUCUCUAGGGGUUAUUAUCUCUAUUUUUAAGAAAAGGAAACUGAGGCACAAAGAAGGAAAGUAAUUUCCCAGAGUUCCAUGUAGAAAUAGGUCGAGAUAUGUGCUUAGAUUUUCUGUGUACACUAAGAUUAUAUACACUGUUUCUCUAUUAACUCCUAAAACAGUGAGUCCUUUCUCUCCUCAUGAUCAGGUUUACCAGAAAAAAGAGAAACUCAUUUAUGGAAUUCAAUUACAAGAAGACUGAACUUCGAUUACUGGACAUUUUAUUUGCAGACAUUUCACUCAUAGUCUAUUGACAGAUAUUCUGUUCUAUUUAUGGAAGAUUUCAAAAAGGAGCUUCAGGGGGUUGCUAGUAUCUGAGCAGGGAUGCCCUCUACACACUUCAAAAAGCAAUCAUUAGUUGCCUACUACAUGCAUGUAGAGUUGGACACAACUGAACAAUAACAAAAACACACAACAUAUUCUGCUAGGUGCUGAGGGUAGAUACAAAGAAAAGAUAAAAAAGUUCCUGCCCUAAAAUAAUUUGCUUUCUAUUUAGGAAUACAAGCAAGUAGAAGGGUGAAGGGAGGGCAUUUUAGGCAUGUGGGAAAGUCUGUACAAAAGCAUGAAGAAGGAAACUUAAAUGUGGAAUCUAGGGAGCAGCAAACAGAAUAUUUUUGACUGGAACAUAUUAUGAGAAAGACGUAAUGGGAAAUAUAAGUUUGGAAAGGUAGUCUAGCACUAGAGUAUAAUUUUUUAAAAAUAUCAAACCCAGGGAUUUUUAUUUUAUCCUAGAUCCAAUGGGGAACAAAUGAAGAUUCUUGAGAAGGGGAAUAAUAUGAUCAGAGUUGCAUUUUAGAAAGAUUAUUUUGGCAUUUUGUGGAGAGAAUUUGUAAUUUGAAAAUUGUGAAGAGGAGAGACUGGAAAAAGAGUCCCAUUAGAAACAUUUUACAAUAGAACUAGUAGACUAUUCAUGUAAAUGAAGAGAGGAGGGGUCGAUAUGAGAGAUGCUGUGGAGGAAGAGUUGGCAAGACUUCUGAUUAGAUAUGACUAAGGGUAAAGGAAGAGUUGAAGGUGAUGCCAGUGUUGCAAACCAAUGUGACUGGAAGGAUACUGUUGCCCUCUUUAAUAAGGAAGUUUGGAGGAAGAAUUUUUUUGGUAGUGAGCACAAAGGUUGUGUUAAAUUUGAGAUACUGAACAGAUGAAAAUGAACAGAAGGCAGGUGUGGAUGAGAGAUUAUUUCCUGAGAGAGAUUGGAUUUAGGUAUAUAGAUUUGGGGAUCAUUUAUGUGGAACCAAUGGAAGUUGAUAAAAUCACCAAAAGAGAGAACAUAUAGGAAAAAAAGAGCUCCAAGUAGGAUCUUAAAGGACACUUGGGGGAAGAAUUUGGAUGAUAGUUGAAAAGGAACAUGAAAAAAGUGAAUAUAACACAGAUGGGAGUGAACUCAAGGGAAACAGUCACAAAUGUCCAUGAACUAUUCAGAGGUGUAGAAUGAUCUAUAGUAUGAAAAGCUGCAGAAAGACCAAGAAGGAUGAGAUCUGAAAAAAAUCUCAUCAAAUUUAGCAAUCAUAAACCCAUAAACAGCCCCAGAGAAAGCAUUUUCAAUUAAGUAGUGAGAUUGAAAAUUGGGAAGUGGGAGGUGAGAAAGUAAAUGUCUUUUUCUAGAAGUUUGUGAAAAAGAAGAGAGGUAUUGGAAUAAAUGAAGGAAUAGCAGGGUUAUUUUAAACAAAGCUUAUUAUAAGACUGAGAAGUCUGUUUAUUGGCAGCAAGGAAUGAGCCAGUAGAAAAAGAGAGAUUGAAGUAGCCAUAUAACUUUCAUUUGAAGGCUUUCCAUGAUAGAGAAGUCAUUAAUUCCCAAAACAGCAUCUUCUAGUUUGGGAUAGUGAAAGGAAGUUACUACAAUGCAUGUAUCUGUUCACAGAUAUUUAAUCUAAAUGCUCUAUUCCAAGAACCACAUAACAUCUGUCAGGGGAUAUAAGGAUGCUUUGAAACCAAGGAUAAUUUUUUUGUAGCUGUAUUCCCAGUGCCUAGCUUAGUGCCUGCUACAUGGUAGGUACUUAAUAAAUGCUUGAUUGAUUGAU